This is a messenger RNA of Colletes gigas, 576 nucleotides long. RefSeq names its product 10 kDa heat shock protein, mitochondrial. Lineage: Eukaryota; Metazoa; Arthropoda; Insecta; Hymenoptera; Colletidae. Gene Ontology annotation, cellular component: mitochondrial matrix. The transcript is spliced from 3 exons. Gene Ontology annotation, molecular function: metal ion binding; protein folding chaperone; protein-folding chaperone binding. The coding region runs from base 152 to 466 and encodes 104 amino acids. The record is from RefSeq and is a predicted model, not a curated record.
GAACAAGAUAGGGGGGAGAGUGGAAGUUUCGAGAGAAUCGAAGAAGUUACUUGCAUUCGCCGACCGCCGUGUAGAUUAUACAACGUGUUUUAGAGUGGUUGCCGGGUGAAUUGUUUAGGAUUUGUGAAUUUAAAAAUACGUUAUUUUAACAAUGGCUGCGACUAGUGCUAUUAAGAGACUUGUACCCCUGUUUGAUAGAGUUCUUAUACAGAGAGCCGAAGCUGUAACAAAAACGAAAGGUGGUAUUGUUUUACCAGAGAAAGCGCAAGCAAAAGUUUUGCAGGGAACGGUUGUGGCGGUAGGACCUGGACAACGAAACGAUAAAGGGGAACAUGUUCCUUUAAGCAUUAAAAUUGGCGAUACCGUUUUACUGCCAGAAUACGGUGGAACUAAAGUAGAACUCGAAGACAACAAAGAGUUCCAUUUAUUCCGUGAAACGGAUAUAUUGGCAAAAUUAGAAGUAUAAGAUUUUAUUAAAUUUGUAUUUUUAAUUUUUUCAAAUACAACAAAUUGUUUUCUGAAUAAUGCAGAGAUAAGAAACAGUGAUAUCGAAAUUAAUAUAGCUGCGUUCAUCGU